UCGUUAAUAGAAAAAAAAAAGGAACACAGAAAUUGCGGAAACGACAAAAUGUUGAUCCGGAAUUUGUGGUUUUUUCUGUUAACCUUCUGCUGGACGUUGAACGUUGUAUCAUCACACCUUCCACUAGUGCCAAAGCCACCGUCCAUGGUUUCGGCCGAAUGCCAGACGCUGACGCAACAAUGUGGAGAAGAGCUGGGUCUCUUCAGCUCCGGUAGCAACCAAAGCGCUGGACGGUCGCCAUCAACGACGACGACGACUACUACGACCACAACGACAACAAGUUCACCGUCCGCUCUAGAACCGGUCUGCGGGUCAGACGGCCGGACUUAUAGCUCCCGAUGCGAGCUACAGCGUGCCAGGUGCGAAGGCCAUCCUGUCCGGGUUCGUUAUCGUGGAUCUUGUCAAGGAGAGGAGAAACGUUGUUGGUCAGAGCGACGCUUGGCUCAGAGAACAGCCCGGCGGUUGAACGAGACUCACCAAGCAGGAACCGGUGCUAGCGGACUGGGCAAAAAGGCGGCACCUACUGGCGAGACGUUCAUUCCCGAAUGCAAUGAGGACGGGCGGUUCGCAGAAAUCCAGUGCCAUCAAGCGACAGGCUAUUGUUGGUGCGUCACGCCUGACGGCAAACCCAUUCCGGGUUCUUCUAUUCGACAUAAUAAACCAAACUGCAAGCGACAAAGCAAAUCGAGUCCCAGUCGUCGGUCACCACAAGGCAAGAAACCCCGGAAAGGUUGCACACCUGGCGACAAAGCGGCUUUCAAUGGUCAUCUGAUCCGACUUUUUACGACUGAAUUUAACCGCUUGCCCACCACUCCAAUCCCAAGUAAGCCAGGUACGACAGCACAAAUUGAUGGCGUGACUGAGACGGCUGAACGUCGAGUGAUGGAGUGGAAAUUUGAUCAGCUGGACAAAAACAACGAUGGCCAGCUGAUUCGACGCGAAUUCAAAGUUCUCCGACGACUCGUCCGCAAAGUGGUCCGACCCAAACGCUGUGCCAAAAACUUCCCUCGACUCUGCGAUACGGAUCAGGAUCGUAAGAUUUCGCGCUCAGAGUGGUCCGUCUGCCUCGGCAUCGGUAUCAAUAUCUCCUUCCGUUUGUUCCUCUUCCUCAACUCAGGGGACAGCGGUGAGGACUCGGCGGCCAUUGAAUCCAGACUGCCCAUCCGACCAGAUAUUGACAGUUUGCUGUGGACCAAGGCCAGUAGCAUUUCCCUUCAGGAAGCAUCGUCUGUCGAAGAGAAUGAACCUGUAGAAGCAAACGACUGUUAUUCUGAUCGAGAAGCCGCUCAAGAGGAGGUUGACCAAGGCGCCCAAGGAAUGUACGUUCCUGAAUGUACGCCAGAUAACAAAUACCAGCGAGUCCAGUGCCACAAAUCAGCCGGCUAUUGUUGGUGUGCCAAUGACGAAACGGGCAAACCCAUUCCUGGAACAUCAGUACAGAACAGCAAACCAACAAACUGCGACAACCUACCUGCCCACGUGUUGAAUCGGCCCACUCCUCCUCCACCGAAAGAAAACCUCAAACCUGUUUACCGUCCUCUAACAGCAGAGGAAGCUUGUACGGGAAAAAGGAAAUCACGUUUGCAAUCCGACAUGGUGGAAUUUUUCAAGGAAAAUCUGGCUGCUUUCCUUGUAAAUAAAACUGCCAAUAAUCCCAACAGUAUUGCUGGUCCAGACUAUAAUUUGCCGCCGCGAGAAAGAGUUGCCAAAUGGCAGCUGCAACAACUGGAUGCCAAUAAAAACAAUGUCAUCGAUAGACAGGAAACGCGUGAAUUACGCUUGCUGUUCAAACGCAGCCAAAAACUGAGACGGUGCAGUAAGAAAUUGCCUGCUUUUUGUGACAUGAACGCAGAUAAAAGGAUUACAGCUGACGAAUGGCUCCAAUGUCUCGGAGUUGUCAAAGCUGAAGUUAGCAAUAUAGCUUCUCCAAUCAUUCCUGCCGGGGGUUCAUCUAGCGGCAAACGAAGAGGACCAAAUCCUUUGAGCACCUACCUCAAGGACCGAUGAUGUUCGUGGUUUUUUCUAUUCUCUCAGAAUGAGAACAAAAUUUUCAAGCUAUGGAAAGAAGAUGAAUUUAGCAUUAUACGAGAGAAAGAUGAAGCAGUUCCUGAAAGCUUAAGAAUAACUAAGAGAAUAAGAGAUUACGAGCGCUGCAAGUGGAUUAUUUCGUAAAUGAUCGACAAUUUACUAUGUAACAAUACGACGAGCUAAUAUCUUUUUCCUUCCAAAUGACAUUUUUUUCUUUUCACGGCAAUUUUUGUUUUCCAGUUACGAGUGAUGAGCUGUGUACAUAUGUGAUGAUGGUUUUCCUCUGGAUUUUGUAUAAAUAGUUAAAUGAGUGUUCGCACAACCAAA
Molecule: messenger RNA, 2355 nt
Organism: Daphnia magna
Lineage: Eukaryota; Metazoa; Arthropoda; Branchiopoda; Diplostraca; Daphniidae
Gene: magu
Product: SPARC-related modular calcium-binding protein 2
Exons: 14
Coding region: 49-2007 (652 amino acids)
Biological process (GO): extracellular matrix organization
Cellular component (GO): basement membrane
Molecular function (GO): heparin binding; calcium ion binding; protein binding
Source: RefSeq, a predicted model, not a curated record